Geodia barretti is the source of this 833-nucleotide messenger RNA. NCBI's taxonomy places the organism in Eukaryota, Metazoa, Porifera, Demospongiae, Tetractinellida, Geodiidae. The record is from the annotation of a GenBank genome assembly.
CUGCAUCCAUCCAGCAACUGCAGAAGCAACUUCUUUUCCAGAGCUCCAAACCUAAAGGAUCAUCAAUCACCACACUCCUGCUCAAAAAAAACAAUGGAAAUCAAGGUGGCACUCCUGCUCGUAUCAGCCCUAAUUGCUGUGGCUGCAGCUUACCCCACCAAGGAUCAACAGAAAGCAACUGCUGCUGCUGCUGGUUUAGACUGCGACAACGACCCCAUUUUCGAAGUAUUCGACUGCCACACGACCUUCCGUCUACAGGGCUGCACUAAAGAUGGACAAUCCUGUAUUUCUGGACUACCUCCAAGCUGCUAUUAUCCUCCUGAUCAAUGCCACUACUUUUUCUGGUAUACGGAAAGUGGUGUCUAUAGUACAUCUAUCUGCAAGACUAUCUACACGACUGCAUGCUGCUCUUACGAUGCAUCACCGCCUAGCUGUGACUAUGUUUUGGCUCAGGAAGAGGCCACUGACGAUGCUGUUGAAGGAGUGAGGAUCUGCGAGACAGAUGCCAAUGGUGAUGAGCAUUGUCGCUCUCUAUCUGAAGGAAAAUCCGCGGAGGCAAUGCAGGAGUCUGACUGCUUCUGUGUGAGAGACGGAGAGGGACACAAAGUCUGUGAACCUGACAACUGUGAUGCUGGACGGCAGGCCCCAAAAUUCGCGGAGGAAAUGAAGGAGUCUGACUGCUUCUGUGUGAGAGACAGAGAGGGACACAAAGUCUGCGAACCUAACAACUGUGACGCUGGACGACAGGCCCCAAAAUUCAACUGACCUCCAGCAACGUAACAAUUGCAGCAGUAGUGACUGGCUCUUUUAGCUCAUUUAGUGUUUGACUAUUG